Molecule: messenger RNA, 2034 nt
Organism: Papilio polytes (common Mormon)
Lineage: Eukaryota; Metazoa; Arthropoda; Insecta; Lepidoptera; Papilionidae
Product: proton-coupled amino acid transporter 4-like
Exons: 10
Coding region: 107-1534 (475 amino acids)
Biological process (GO): amino acid transmembrane transport
Cellular component (GO): vacuolar membrane
Molecular function (GO): amino acid transmembrane transporter activity
Source: RefSeq, a predicted model, not a curated record
GCCGCGACACUAACACCCGACUCAUUGCAGGCUUAGUCGGAUAAUGAACGCGCCAUUUUAUUUAAUUUAAUUUAUUUAACUGUGCUGUGGAUUCAGAUUAAACAUAAUGACGGAGGAGAAAAGCAAACCAUCGUUGUCAGAGAACUUUAACUCGACCGCAAAUUUAACAACAAAUGCAGGUUUCCCAUCGUCUCUGAGCAUAUCUUCCAAAGAUAUUAAAGAUGACAAGCCGUACAAUCCUUUUGAACACCGCGAAGUAGCACAUCCAAAUUCCACUUUUGGGUCUAUUCUACAUCUCCUCAAGGCAUGCCUCGGUACCGGAAUCCUGGCUAUGCCCGCUGCAUUUAAGAACUCUGGUCUAGUCACAGGAUUGAUAGGGACCAUUUUAGCAGGCUUUGUAUGUACACAUACUGUUCAUAUUUUGGUAAGAGCAUCGCAGGAAUUAUGCGUGAUUGCGAAAAAACCAUCGAUGAGUUUUGCUGAGACCUGCGGCGCGGCAUUUACGUACGGACCAAAAUCUAUGCGAUCAUGGGGAGGAGCAAUCAAGUCGUUAAUAGAUUAUUCAUUGUUUUUAACCUACUUCAGUGUGCUCUGCGUUUAUGUCGUCUUUAUUGGAUCGUCGUUUAAGGAGGUUUUGGACGUGUACUAUCCCAGCUUGCAACUGUCCAUACAGACGUACUGCGCCCUGACGUUAGUACCACUGGUACUGAUCUGUCAGAUCAGGAACUUGAAGUACUUAGUGCCGUUCUCAGCGUUCGCUAAUGUACUCAUUGUGAUCGUGUUCAUUAUCACCCUGUACUACGUGUUCGUGGACUUGCCACCGAUUACUGACCGAGAAAUGGUCGCAAAUGUAUCUCAGUGGCCUUUGUUUUUGAGUACCGUUAUAUUCGCUAUGGAAGGUAUAGGCGUUGUGAUGCCUGUAGAGAACGAAAUGGCUAAGCCUCAAAAGUUCCUUGGAUGCCCCGGCGUGUGGAAUACAGCUAUGAUAAUUGUCAUCACUUUGUACGGAUUUGUUGGCUUCUUUGGCUAUGUGCAGUACGGUGAUGACGUCAAAGGUAGCGUCACACUCAAUCUACCUCAGGAUGAAAUAGUGGCGCAAAGUGCAAAGUUGAUAAUGGCUAUUGUUAUAUACUUUUCUUACGCCUUACAAUUUUACGUGCCAAUGGAGAUGGUAAACAGAAUGUUGCAAAACAGGAGUUCAAAUAAAUUCGAAAACGUCAUUCAAAUUAGUAUCCGAACAAUCAUUGUGACAGUUAGCGUUGCAAUCGCUGCCGCCUUCCCGAAUCUAGAGUUGGUCAUCAGUUUCGCCGGGGCUAUCUUCUUCUCCACCCUCGGUUUGCUCGUCCCCGCGGUCGUGGACACCGUGUUCCUCUGGGAUAGAGACCUCGGGAAGUUCAACUACGUCGUUAUCAAGAACACCAUAAUCUCUAUUAUUUCGAUCAUAGCUUUAGUAUCUGGCUCCUACGUGUCUAUUAUUGGAAUGAUAGAAGAUUUAUCGGGAAAUCACGAAGUUCAUUAUAAUGUUACUGGAUAAAUUAAAAUUUAUCGCUCUCAGAGUCCUUUAGUGAUGACAAAAAUUAAGUUACAGAUUCAGGAAACCAAGGGAAAACGUCCUAUUUCUGUGCAUUCCCUCUGUCAAUUAUAGAUAGACAACGCUUCUACAAAUGCAACAUAGUCGAUUUAAGAUGCCCACUCGCUCUUUUGUCAUCUUGUACUAUAAACAAUAUUCUUUUUAAUAGAGAAGAGGGCUCAGAGCUUCAACAACAUGGUCAUGGUAAUCAUCAGGCAGACGCGUUGCCGUCUAUAGUUUUUUUUUAUUUAAACAUUGAAGGAAUUAAUGAUGAAACAAAAUGAUUGUGAUUAAAGUACAGGUUCUGUCCGGUUGUUAAAAUGUAUUAGUAUAGACUGAUAACAGAAUUUAAAUUCGAUUGUACAGUACAACCCAACGCUAGUAGUAAGCUUUAAUUAAGGUAGCUAAAUUAUUAAUAACACUUUUUAUAUUAAAUAAAAAGAAAUGUUGAAUACAAAUGUAAA